Messenger RNA from Brienomyrus brachyistius, 4491 nucleotides. It is a transcript of the gene ptgir, whose product is annotated as prostaglandin I2 receptor. Gene Ontology annotation, molecular function: prostacyclin receptor activity. Bases 406 to 1506 code for a protein of 366 amino acids. Gene Ontology annotation, cellular component: plasma membrane. Gene Ontology annotation, biological process: positive regulation of cytosolic calcium ion concentration; negative regulation of smooth muscle cell proliferation; inflammatory response. The transcript is spliced from 4 exons. The record is from RefSeq and is a predicted model, not a curated record. Lineage: Eukaryota; Metazoa; Chordata; Actinopteri; Osteoglossiformes; Mormyridae.
CGCUCAUUUUUCCGGGAGCGUGUGAAGCCGCGGACAGCGGAGGAGGCAGCGGCGUGAGACCUGGCGGACCUGCUUCGCUGACCGGCCAUUUCAAGUUACGACGGUCAGUGGAGACGCGAAGAGACCAAAAGCCAUGUGAAAGAUAGAAGUUAUUUUAUGCUGUCAUGUGCGUCGGCUUUAAUUACGAUUGCCCGAAACUGGAGGACUGCACGAAAGUCAGAAGCGUGCUUGGAACAAGUCCAUACUUAGCUUUUCUGAUCGUUGGAAACUGACCCAAGGCUGCUUUCCUAUAAGAAAAAACUGCCGAGACAUCUUCUUCAGGUGUGGACCGUGUGAGGAGCGCUCCAUUAAAUGUGACUGAUCAGUCUCUUGGACAUUCCCCAAUCCCCCACGCCCCUUCGCAAGAUGCUGGAGAACAAGACGUGCGAGAACAUUACGGAGAUCAACCCAGAGGGGACCCCGGUGGUGAGCACGCUGAUGUUCGUGGGGGGCGUGGUGGGCAACCUGCUGGCCCUGGGAAUCCUGUGCUGGCACCAGCACAAACACCGUGCCAAGACCUCGGUCUUCUGGAUCCUGGUGACGGGGCUGGCCGUCACUGAUCUGCUGGGGACCUGCUUCCUCAGUCCAUUGGUGUUCGCUUGCUACAAGCAGCAGACCUCCCUUCUCGGCCUGACGGGCAACCCCGGACUCUGCCACUUCUUCGGCUUCGUCAUGACCUUCUUCAUCCUGGCCUCCAUGCUCAUCCUCUGUGCCAUGGCUGUUGAGCGCUGCCUGGCCAUCAGCCACCCCUAUUUCUACUCGAAGCGCGUCCAUCGGAGCUUUGCCAAGGUGGUCCUGCCGCUCAUCUACCUCUUCACCUUCGCCUUCUGCUCGUUGCCCUUCCUAGGCUACGGCCAAUAUAAACAGUUCUGCCCCGGCACGUGGUGCUUCAUCAAGAUGGAGGCCGGUACCAACGGGGAGGACGAGGGCUACGUCUUGGCCUUCUCGCUGUCCUACGCCUCCCUCAUGGCGCUCUUGAUCGUCGUGGUCUUCGUCUGCAACGGCUCGGUCAUCAUGAGCCUCUGCCGCAUGCACAGGAACCAGAUGUCACGCCGAGGCUCCGUGGUGUCCACGGGACGCAAGAAGAAGAUGACGGACUGGUACAGAGAAGGCGAGGAGGAAGUGGACCACCUGGUACUCCUGGCCUCCAUGACUGUCAUCUUCGUCAUCUGUUCUCUGCCCCUUACCAUCAGCGGCUUCAUCAGCGCCGUGUCUCCGGGCGGCAACGACCAGCAGAACCUGACGGCGUUCCGCUUCUCUGCCUUCAACCCCAUCGUGGACCCCUGGGUCUUCAUCAUCUGCCGCAAGGCUGUGUUCCGACAACUGCGCUCACUGCUGCGCUGCCGAGUCCCACGGGGGGCGCUCAAGAGCACUGCCCACAACACCCUCAACAGCCCCGCACAGGUCAGGCCACUGCAGCCUUCUGGCAUGCUCCCACUGCAGGCCUUUCCCAGCGUGCCCAUGUGAACUCAGACUGACUGAUUGGACCCAGACCAGGAAGGGACAGUGACCACGGGCGGCUGUGGAUCAGCAAAAUAAAACGGAGGCAGACCGCCCAAGAUUCGGAGGAAAGCCAGCAUGGAGACUGCCUGUCAGUCCUCAGGGAUGUCAGAUGUCGUGGAGCUGAAAGCCUAGAUUUCAAGACGUGAGGGAUCGCGGACCAUCCCGCUGAAGAUAUGGGACCGAGAAAGGAGGCUGGAGUGGGAUCAGACAUGAGAAAGCUAGCUGAGCAAUGGGCCGACCAAUCGCAAAUAAAAACAAGUCAGAAUCCCAUAUCCUGGGAUAGUGUGUUGCAUCUUUAUUGGCUGAGGAGAAGUGAUACACUGCAUCUUUAUUGGUUGAGGAGAAGUAAUACACUGCAUCUUUAUUGGCUGAGGAGAAGUGGUACACUGCAUCUUUAUUGGCUGAGGAGAAAUGGUGCACUGCAUCUUUAUUGGCUGAGGAGAAGUGGUACACUGCAUCUUUAUUGGCUGAGGAGAAGUGACUCACCUGGCUUGCAAUGUUACCCUUUUACAGUUUUUAGCCAUAAGGGGGCAGUCACAGAAGCAGUAUGGAACUGCACAAGGACCAAAUGUGAGCCCACUGGGCAGAGGGGUGCCUGUUGUUUCCAGACAUCCCUAAAGCACUGUCUGGAUGUCACUAGCAGAGAAAAACACAAUUGCAAAAUACUGUAACAGCCUUGCUUACAGUGUCCUCUGGAAGCAGGGAAUGGAACAUCAGGCACAUCAGGUGGCUCCCUCACCGUCUGUGCCGUCUGUGUCUAAUGACACCUGGACAGAGCUUCGCAAGUUUGGUGAGCUGUAUUUUUCGGAGAUGGCCUGAGAUGAGCAGGCAGUGUAUUGAAUGUCAUGCAGUUUUACUGAGAACCCAAGUUGUGUCUGAGACGCGCCCCUUUCUGUAGCCGACCUGGAAUUAUAACAUAAGAAAGAUUUGUUGUGUUAGUGCGGCUGUAUUUUUUAACGAUAGGACCCUGAAAUUCUCACUUUAUGACCUAUAAAGUAACCUUUAUUAACAGUUUGCACACUAUUUGGGUUCCUCCAGUUUAAAAGACAGGCCGAGCAACCAAAACAAUAAUCAAUUGCCACAGAAAAUGCAGAUUGAGCCAUUUUCUGAAUUCCUGUUGGGUUCUCGAGGAUUGUACUCCCUUAAUCAUUCCUAGCUGCCUAUUGUCGUAACAUCACCAGGCAACGUUUAGAUGUGGCUAUGAAGGGGAGACAUGGGCACAGCCUGAGGAAGUCUUUACCUCUGCUCAGUCCCAUAACCCUUGGCAUUCCAGACACUCUCAACAGGCCUGGUCCGCCCUUAGAGGUAACAUAGGCAGCUGCCUAGGGCGCCAUCUUCUGAGGGGGCGCUGAAGUGAAGCUUGUCUCUGGCACUGUGUGAGCUGCCUCCCGCCGCUGUUCCUCAGUUAACUCAACCGCGCUACCUGUACGUCAACAAGGGAUUGUUCAUCAUCAGCGUCUGAAACAGGAUACUUCAGAAAACCUCCAAACGUUAUAUUUCAUAGCAUUAUGCCAGUCUUCUGGUUGAUCUAGAUUUUUAAAUAGUAGUAUGAGUGGAAAGCCCUGUUUAGUACUAAGCAUCUACAUAAUGAUUUUCCAGUGAAUUUCCUAACUCAGUAUCUGAAUGACAAGCCUCCUGUUUAAGGUAAAAGCUUUAAUGUCACACGAAUAGAACUUAAAGACUUUGUGAGAGACAGAUGCCUGGUGAACAUAAAUAAUGCAUGGUGACUUUCAGCAGAGAGAGAAUAAUUGAGUUUGGAGAAUAAUUAGAGAAUUGUUUAGUUUAGCUGAUGACAAAACGUGUUGUUAAAGAUGUUAGAAGAUCAUUUGUGUUACCCUGGAUAAUACAUUCCUCCAGUCUGUAACUUCAUGGUUGCUCUGUUUCUUCAACAAUGUAAACAUUUCAUUCCCUACAAAUCAAAGUGUCACAUCUCUCAUUCUGUAUUUUACAUGGCAGAAGAUACGCACCUGAAAUCAAUUGACGGAGUUGUCAGUGUCUGUUUUGUUGUUAUUGCAGAAUGGAGUGUGAAGGUCGUAUAACACUGCGGUUGACCAGCACAAGUCUGUCUGUAUUCUGAUACAUUUCACGUACCAUGAUUCUGUGUUCUGCUCAAUUUUUAUGGACAAAAAACAUGAAUUGGAAUCCUUCCUUUCAAAUGCAUCAGUAUGAAGUCCAUAUCUCGUGGAGGAUUUUGCCUUUUCCUGCCCUUCCUAGCUCUUCUGUGAUGAAGGUGGCCUGUGUGACCAUCGGCUCUGUGUGGGGGAGGAUGCUUUGAACCACGGCGGAAACAUGAACCUACCCUUCGCACGACUGACUAAUGCAUCAGAGAGAGAGAGAACGGCGUUCCCUUACAAGUUGCCAUUCGUUAACCUCCUGAAAUGUGAUCAUUUGCUUACAAGCUCUCACUGUCUUCCUAGGGUGGUUUGGUGGGUGGCAUGGAGUCUCAGAGCUUAUGCAGGCUUCCAUGGGUGCUCCAGUUUCCUCCUGCUGUUAAUCGUCGUUUUUUAAACUGCCCGUAAUGUGAGAUGAAGUGUGUUCUCUGAGAGGCUCCGAACUCAAUGUAACCCUGUGUUGGGUAAGUAGUUUUGGAAGCUAAAUGCAUCCUGUUUCAGGCAUGCUCACAGGUAUAGUGCUUCAGUGUCGGGCAAAUUAGGGUAGAGUUUGAGUCUCUCCGUCUGAGUUUCCUCCCUGACACUAUAGGGUACCUGUGUCUGAUCAGAAGCCACAACAUUGCUCGUGCAUGGAUGCCUCUGUGUGUAUAUUUCUUGUCAUGCCCAGCCAUUGUAACCUCCUCAUGGGCUCGUGUCUGUGACAGUGAUUACAGGUGAUCGCUAUCUCAACUAAUGCUUCAUAUAGGAUUGUGAAUAAUAAUGGAUUUCCACAGUAUUGGCAUGAACUGUAUCGAAUGUGUAUACAGGUGUAAAAUGUUAAUAAAUACUGUGAAACGUA